Molecule: messenger RNA, 6493 nt
Organism: Ceratosolen solmsi marchali
Lineage: Eukaryota; Metazoa; Arthropoda; Insecta; Hymenoptera; Agaonidae
Gene: Lar
Product: tyrosine-protein phosphatase Lar
Biological process (GO): protein dephosphorylation
Molecular function (GO): protein binding; protein tyrosine phosphatase activity
Source: RefSeq, a predicted model, not a curated record
CCAAGGUUCCUGGUGAAGCCUCAAUCCCAGACGGUGAAAGCCGGUGGUAUCGCCAGUUUCUUUUGCAGCGCCUCGGGUUCACCACCUCCACAAAUACAUUGGCGUAAAAACAGUAGAAAAAUUAUGCCAAACCAAUCGCGAUUCUUGGUUCAUCAGUAUGCGAAUGGCACGUUGUUGCGAAUCGAACCGGUGAAAAUGGCACGCGAUAGCAUCGAGUACGAGUGUCUUGCAGAGAAUGGCGUUGGCGAUGCAGUUACAGCGACUGCAACACUCACAGUUUAUGAAGCCGAAAAACUGCCAACGGGCUUCCCCAUGAUCACCCAGGCGCCGACGAUGAAGGUCGUGGAGAACGGACACAAAGCCGAGCUCUCCUGCUCAGCGGUCGGCUCGCCCUCGCCCAUUAUAUCCUGGAUGAUGAACAUGCUACCGAUAGACACCUCGAAUACUCGUUACACCGUCCUCGAAUCCGGAUCGCUACAGAUCACGGAAUCAGAUCCAUCGGAUCAAGGAAAGUACGAGUGCGUAGCGAGUAACUCCGUGGGCACGGAAUACUCCAAAUCAACGACCCUGUAUGUUAAAAUACGCAGAGUAGUGCCGCACUUCUCGAUCCCACCGAACCCCGUGAACGAAGUGAUGCUCGGCUCGUCGAUAAACCUGACGUGCGUCGCCGUCGGCUCGCCAAUGCCGUACGUCAAGUGGCGCAAGGAGCCGGCGACGGACCUUACACCCGACAACCAAAUGCCUCCCGUCGGCAAAAACGUCCUCCAGCUGAAAAACAUCCAAGAGUCGGCGAACUACACGUGCAUCGCCCAGAGCGAGCUGGGGAUCAUCAACACAACCACCCUCGUAAAGGUUCAUUCUCUGCCACUCGCACCCGAGAGCGUGCAGGUAUCCGAGAUAACGGCUACCUCGGUGAAGCUGUCCUGGUCAUACAAGGGUCCGGAUGAGCUCGCCUACUAUGUCAUACAGCAUAAGCCCAAGCACGCGAAUCAUGCCUACGCCGAGAUAUCGGGGAUCACGACGAUGUAUUACCAGGUGCGGAACCUCAGCCCCUAUACCGAAUACGAGUUCUUCGUCAUCGCGGUGAACGACAUUGGACGCGGACCACCAAGUACCCCGGUGCUUGUCACCACCGGUGAAACGAGCACCAGACCAGGUAGCGCGCCUCGUCGUGUUCAGGUUCGAGCGUUAAGCUCGAGCACAAUGGUUAUACAAUGGGACGAGCCAGAGACUCCAAACGGUCAGGUUACGGGCUACAAGGUAUACUACCCGACGAAUCCGGGCCAGCCGAUGUCCAGCUGGCAGUUCCAGACCGUCGAUAACAACCAGCUGACGACGAUCUCCGACCUCACCUCCCACGCGAUCUACACAAUCCACGUGCAGGCGCUGACGAGCGUCGGCCCCGGGCCCCUCAGUGCCCCCGUCCAGAUAAAGACGCAGCAGGGUGUGCCGAGCCACCCCCAGAUGCUCACCGCCGUCGACAUCGGCGAGACGAAGGUCACACUCAAGUGGAACAAGCCCGACCACAGCGCCGAGAAUAUUCUCAGCUACGAGCUCUAUUGGAACGACACUUACGCGAAGGAGAUGCACCACCGCAAGAUCCCGGUGACGGAGAACUACACUCUGACGAACCUCUACCCGAAUACGCUGUACUACGUGUGGCUGGCAGCGCGAGGCCAGCGGGGCGAGGGCACGACAACCAUACCACUUCCGGUUCGCACGAAGCAGUACGUCCCGGGUGCCCCGCCUCGCAAUGUGAGCGGCCACCCGAGCAGCCCGACCUCCAUUCUGGUCAAGUGGGAGCCGCCUCCGGUCGAACGGUCCAACGGCCACAUCGUAUACUACAAGCUGCACUACGUCGAGAGCGGACGCUCGGAUUCCGAGUCUACCAUUAUAACUCUCAACAACACGAGAUUCGUGUUGGACGAGCUGAAAAAGUGGACCGACUACAGGAUAUGGGUCGUAGCGGGGACGAGCGUCGGCGACGGUCCCCCAAGUUACCCCAUAACUGUCCGCACUCACGAAGACGUACCGGGAGAUCCUCAGAACGUGAAGGCUACCGCGAUAAACUCGACGGCGAUAUACGUUGAGUGGGAGCCGCCGAAGGUCAAAGAGCGCAACGGCAUCAUACGGGGAUAUCACGUUCAUGUGCAAGAGGUUCAUGAAGAGAAUAAGAAUCAACUGAACGAGCCGAUCCGUAAUAUAAUCCUCGAGGAAAACGUCCUCUACGCAAACAUAAGUGGACUGCAGCCCGACACUCGCUACGACGUUCAAGUGGCUGCUUUGACAAGGAAGGGGGAUGGAGCGAGAUCCGUACCCGUUCAUGUGAAAACUCCUGGUGGCGUGCCGAACAGGCCCCAAGUGAACGUCAAAGUUAUAAGUCGAGAGGAUCCCAUUGAGAUAGAGCUGGAGUGGAAAAGGCCGAGUGAAACAUUUGGCCAGAUCUUGGGUUACAGGAUACGAUAUGGAAUUAAAAAUCAGACGAUGAGAGAGCAUUUUAUUGACGGAGACAAGCAGUUCACGUACAGAAUCAAAGAUCUUGAGGAGCGAGGCGUCGACUACGAGUUUCGUAUUGCCGGAAAAAAUAACAUGGGCUACGGUCAGGAGCAAGUACGCAAUUGGUUUUGCCAGGAAAGCGCACCCUCGAGCUCGCCUACGAGCCUCUUCUUCAAGUUCCAGACUCCGGAUACUGUCUGCGUCACGUGGGAAUCGCCACCGUCGCAGUUCAGGAACGGCCAAAUCGUCUCAUACAACGUGCAGUUCCAAAAGAAGAACGACCGAUCCGUCGAGAUUUCUCGCAACGUCACGAAAACACGGGCAGUUUUUACAAAUCUUGAGGAAAACACCGAAUACGUAUUUCACGUGAAAGCCUACACUAAGUCCGGCGGUGGUCCCUACUCCGAAAAGAUCACUAUUCCAACGGAUAAGGAUAUAGGAAGGGCGCCAAUGUCGGUGAAAGCUAUCGCCACGUCGGAAUCCAGCGUUGAGGUUUGGUGGGAGCCAGUGCCGAAUCGCGGCAAGAUAAUUGGCUAUCAAAUUUUCUACACGACAACAGCUGUGGAAGACCUGGACGAGUGGAAGACGAAAACGGUCGGACUCACCGAAUCCGCCGAUCUCCUGAACCUCGAGAAAUUCGACGAGUACGCGGUGGCGGUGGCAGCCCGCUACAAGGACAGCCUCGGCCGCCUCAGCGACAAAGUCACGGUAAAGGUGAACCCGGAGGACGUGCCGCUGAACCUCCGGGCACCCGAGGUCUCCACGCACUCGAUGAGGCUUUCAUGGUCGCCGCCGAUCAAGCUCAACCCCAUCAACUACAAGGUGUCGUUCGACGCCGUCAAGGAAUUCGUCGACUCGCAGGGCAUCACGCAGACGCAGCUCGUCCCGCGGCGCACCAUUUUACUCGACUCGCAGAUGCUCUUCACGGACGUUAAGGACCUCCAACCCUUCACCACCUACAAUGUCAAUGUGAGCGCGGUGCCACCCGAUGAGCAGUACAGGCCACCUUCCAAGAUAACCGUCACCACUCAAAUGGCCGCACCCAAGCCAAUGGUUGGACCUGCCUUCUACGGUGUCGUCAAUGGCGAAGAAAUUCAGGUUAUUUUACCACAAGCCUCGGAAGAAUAUGGACCAAUAUCACAUUACUACCUGGUCGUAGUUCCUGAGUCCCUUGAGACUGUGAAUAAACAUCCCGACGAAUUCACCGAAGACAUGAUCGUGGGAAAAAAUUCGAAAGAGGGCAAUGUGCUCAAGCCUUACAUUACCGCCAAGUUUCCACAUAGAGAUAUACCUUACACUUUUCACUUGGGCGACGGGGGAACUUAUGAGAGUUACGUAAAUAAAAAAUUAGAUAAAGGAAAAAGAUACAGGAUAUUCGUGAGAGCCAUUGUCGAUACACCAAGAAAGCAUUUGUAUACGUCGUCUCCGUUUUCCGAGUAUUUGUCAUUGGACAUGAGAGAGCCCCCUCCCGGCGAUCCUCCACGUCGUCCAAAUCCCGAUGCGCCGAUUGACGGAAAUCCUGAAGUUUCGGUCGAUAUUAGUGGCCAAGAACCAGGCAUGGUAUGGGUCGUAGGUCCCAUAAUUGCCGCACUUAUGGUCAGCGUUUGCUUGGUACUCUUAUUUGUUAUUAAAAAGCGUAGGCAGCCAUGUAAGGCACCCGACCAGACAGCAGUCACGCGUCCCCUGAUGUCCGCUGAUAUAAGCUCGAAUCACGCUCCGUCCGAUCCCGUAGAAAUGCGUCGCCUCAAUUUCCAAACUCCUGGAAUGAUCUCUCAUCCACCCAUACCGAUAAGCGAGCUCAGUAAUCAUAUCGAGCGACUGAAAGCGAACGACAAUCUCAAGUUCAGCCAGGAGUACGAGUCUAUUGAGCCUGGACAGCAGUUUACCUGGGAUCACUCAAAUAUGGAGGUGAAUACUUCGAAGAACCGCUACGCGAACGUUAUAGCUUACGAUCACUCGAGAGUGAUUCUGCAGACGUGCGACGAAAACGCAAAUUACUGCGACGGAUACAGAAAACAAAAUGCAUACGUGGCCACGCAGGGACCGCUACAAGAGACCUUUGCUGACUUUUGGAGAAUGUGCUGGGAGCUGAGGUCAAGCACGAUCGUCAUGAUGACGAAGCUAGAAGAACGAACGAGGAUCAAAUGUGAUCAAUAUUGGCCAGCCAGAGGAACUGAGAGUUACGGCCAAAUGCAAAUCACGAUAAGCGACGUGCAGGAGCUCGCCACUUAUUGUAUCCGAACAUUCCAAGUAUGUAGACACGGCUACCCGGAGCGCCGCGAGAUCAAGCAGCUGCAGUUCACGGCCUGGCCGGACCACGGAGUGCCCGAGCAUCCGGCGCCGUUCCUCCAGUUCCUGCGCCGCGUGCGCACCCUCAACCCCGCGGACAGCGGCCCGCUGAUCGUCCAUUGCAGCGCGGGCGUCGGUCGCACGGGUUGCUUCAUCGUCAUCGACUCGAUGCUCGAGCGCAUCAAACACGAAAAGACGAUCGACAUCUACGGCCACGUCACCUGCCUCCGAGCCCAGCGCAACUACAUGGUCCAGACCGAGGACCAGUAUAUUUUCAUCCACGACGCCCUCCUGGAGGCGGUCAUUUGCGGUAAUACGGAGGUCCCAGCCAGAAACUUGCACUCACAUAUCCAAAAGCUCAUGCUGCCGGAGAUCGAUAAUAUAACGGGAAUGGAGCUGGAAUUCAAGAAGCUGUCGAAUAUUAAGGCGGACUCGACGAGAUUCAUAUCGGCGAAUUUGCCCUGCAACAAACACAAAAAUCGACUAGUCCACAUUUUGCCUUACGAAUGCACCAGGGUAUGCCUACAGCCACAGAGAAACAUCGAGGGGUCGGAUUACAUUAAUGCGAGCCUGAUCGAUGGAUAUCGGUAUCGGAGCGCUUACAUCGCCACUCAGGGCCCAUUGAACGACACGACGGAUGACUUCUGGCGCAUGCUCUGGGAGCACAACUCGACGAUCGUCGUGAUGCUGACGAAGCUGAAGGAGAUGGGCCGCGAGAAGUGCCAUCAGUAUUGGCCGUCGGACCGCUCGAUCCGCUAUCAGUGCUUCGUCGUCGAUCCAAUCGCCGAGUACAACAUGCCCCAGUACAUUCUGCGGGAGUUCAAGGUAACGGACGCCCGGGACGGCUCGAGCCGCACCGUACGCCAAUUCCAGUUCAUCGACUGGCCCGAGCAAGGCGUACCCAAGUCCGUCGAUGGUUUCAUUGACUUCAUCGGGCAGGUGCACAAGACGAAGGAGCAGUUCGGCCAGGACGGGCCCAUCACCGUCCACUGCAGCGCGGGCGUCGGCAGGACCGGGGUCUUCAUCACCCUCAGCAUCGUCCUCGAGAGAAUGCAAUACGAGGGUGUGGUCGACAUCUUCCAAACCGUCAGAAUACUGCGCACUCAACGCCCGGCUAUGGUUCAGACCGAGGACCAGUACCAGUUUUGCUACCGCGCCAGUCUGGAGUACCUAGGCUCGUUCGACCACUACGCCAACUGACAGCCAGAAAGCCGCGAGCUGAGGGAACCGACGAGGGAGAGGGCCGAUCGGCCGAGAAGCCGCGACCACACGAUCGAGCGGGCGGCCAAGGUGCGCAAGGUCUAGUGGUACGACGAACUCUCGUCGUCGUCGCCGCCGCGCCAUCGUUACUAUCCUCAUGAUCAUUACGAUGAUCGCCAUCAGCAUCAUCGUUAUGAGCAGGAGCAUCGCCACAAGCAGGAUCGUUAUCAUGAUUGUCAUGAUUACCAUGAUUAUCAUGAUCAUCGUCGUCAACAUAAUCCUCAUCAUCGAGCAGCGGCCAGUCAUCGUCACCAUCGCUAUCAGCAUCGCGCGGCCUCGUCGUCUGGCUUAUCCGCGAGCGACUUCGACGAGUGCUAAGUGUCCUCGUGUCCCGGAAGGCGCUCAAUCGAUUAGAGCGAUUGGCAAACGGUGCCGAAGAAGGACAAUCGGCAACGUCCUAACGCAGAUGGACGUUAUGCGCGCACUUGCACAUGCGCACGCGCGCGCG